This is a messenger RNA of Botrytis deweyae, 2793 nucleotides long. RefSeq lists its product as uncharacterized. Gene Ontology annotation, cellular component: nucleus. Gene Ontology annotation, biological process: interstrand cross-link repair. Bases 1 to 2793 code for a protein of 930 amino acids. The record is from RefSeq and is a predicted model, not a curated record. NCBI's taxonomy places the organism in Eukaryota, Fungi, Ascomycota, Leotiomycetes, Helotiales, Sclerotiniaceae. Gene Ontology annotation, molecular function: flap-structured DNA binding; 5'-flap endonuclease activity; 5'-3' exonuclease activity. The transcript is spliced from 2 exons.
AUGGUACUCGAAGAAAUUAAGAACGCUAAUCACAAAGUUAUGCUACAUCGAAGAAGUCAACGUAAGAUACCGCAAGACUUUAAAGAUAAAUUAUUGCCACCUUCAAAGCGUUUGAAAACUGCAGAGAGUAUAGAUGGUGAUGAUCUUAGUUCUCGGUGUCCUUCCGAUGAAGAUGAAUCAUUACCUUUAUCCCCACGAAUCCGAAGUCCCAUUCAAUUCAGAAGUACGGAAAUUCCCGAUUCGGAUGAUGAAGGGGAAGAUGAAGCGGAGCAGAUUGUGGCUCCCAGAUUGACGGAAUUGGAGAGUGCAUUGCCACCAGUUGUUAUCAAUAAGAAUGCAAUUGCUGAAUAUGAAGCAAUGCGUGCCGAAAACGAAAACUUUCCAGAUGAUCUCAAAGCGAGGUUGACUGGGAGGACUUGGGAGAGAGGUAAAAGUAGUAUUUAUAGUGAUGCUUUCAAUCUUGCAUUGGAAACUGUGUUAGAGGAUGAAGGGCAUCUGUUCGAUGAGAAGGAAGUGGAAGUUUUCACGCAAUGGAGAGAAUUGGAUUAUGAAGCUCAAUAUUUGUAUGUACGUCUUUUCUUACGAAAAACUUCAGCAUGGCAUCGUAUAAACCGUUUGGGUUAUCAUGGAGAUUUGACGGAUGUUUCUGCAGCUUCGAAAGUUCUGCAAUCUACCCGAGCAUUACCAGAAUCAACUGCAACAGUUCAAGUCAAUCCAGCAGAGUUGGGACCUCCCGAAGGAACAGUCCUUGGAGACUCGUUGACUUUUGCUGAUUCGUCAGAAGAUCAAAUCAGAACCUUAGAUGAGGCAUUAUCCCUAUUGAACCUGGAUGAACUAAAAGGCUUAGCAAAGGAACUCAAGGUUCAAGGAAAAAAUAAACCUGAUAUACUAAAAGCACUUCGUGAAACAAGUCGAAGACAGGCUGGACUCGGUUAUGUUGGGUUGAAAAGAGCCGAUAGUGCUUUGAAAUCAAACCCUACAACUCCAGAUGGAUCGAUUCUCGAAGAAGAAGACGACAGUCUCGAUCAUGUGAACAGAGAUGUUCAUUUCCUCAGAAAGAUCAUGGCUAUCACAGGACCGUGUAUACGACUUUCACUGCCAGCUUUGAACUUAUUCGAACGAGUCCAUCUCGUCUUUUACAGAUCAACCGAAUGGACCGAUAAGUCUCUAACCACAAUCAUUCUUGCCAGAAUCUCCCGCCGUAACUUCCCCUCUUAUAUUGUCUCACGAUCAACCAAUAUCUUCCCCACCCGUUCCACCCUCCUCGAAUUUGAAGCAUCAAUUCGAACGCAAUACCGCGUCGACAACAUUCUCGACGGCCAUCCAGGCAAAUCCGACCUAGACCAAGUUCUUGAAACUUUCGAAGCCAUAUAUCCCCGUUGGAAGAUUCUCCUGGAAGAAGAACAACGCAAAGAAGACUCCAUAUAUGAAAGUGGAGAGGGAGGCUACCUUCGUCGAUUUUCUCCAGCAUGGGUCUACACACGCAUCGUGCAUAAAGCCCUCUACGUACUCGGACGAUUUAAGUUCUACGAAAAAGAAUACGCUCUACUCAUCGAACUCCUUUCUCAGAAGCUUUUUCAUUCAUCCCGAAGGGGUGCAUGGUAUCAACGUAAAGCUCUUCUAGAAGAACAUUAUAUGUAUAAUCUCCUCCCAACCCCAGGAAUUAAAGAUCUAGAACAACGAAAACGUCAUUGGAAACGUAUUUCGCUCAAAACAUGUGAGCAAGGUCUUCAAGAUCGACAUUGCCAUACAAUCUAUCACUACGACUUACAGAAACGAAUCCGUAAACUCGAGAAGACACUUAAGAUUCCUAAGAGAGAAAAACACGAUUUUGAGCAUGUUCUUCUCUCUAAACCCAUCGAAACAACUAUUCAAGGAAUUCAAAUCAAAAAGUCGUAUCUCACCCCCACAACUCUCCGACGCAAGUCCAGCGCACCCAAUGGAUUUGAAGAGAGACAACGCAGUACCAAAACCAUUUGGUUAGAUGAAUAUGAAUCUCCAUCAAGCCCAUCCGAAUGUUCCGUUGAACAAUUAACUCUAAGCUACUAUCGCAGUCUCGGGUUCCGCGGCUACCACUCCGAAGGUGGCAUUCUACGCACUCUAUUCGCAUACCUCUUUUUCGACAUCCUAUUUCUUUACAUCCCCAAUGUAUUUCAGACAGAAUACCAAACUUGCCCUCUAGACUUACAUACCGAGUCAUUCUAUGAAGCUCGAGCGUCGGAAAUCAAUCAUCGUAUUGUAGAGAUUGAGAAUGGAAUGGCGGCGGAGAUUAUAAGGGGGGUUUGGGAGAGAGAAGGGGAGAGAAAGACGUGUGUAGUGGGUUUGAGAUGGGACUUUGAGAGGAAGGACUUGGAGGGGAUUGUGGAGGCUUUUGGGAGUGGGCUGGGGAAGGUGAUGAGGGUUAUGGCGGAGGAGUAUAGGGUGAGAGGGGGUGGAGUGCCUGAUUUGUUUUUAUGGGAUGAUGGAGUGGAGGAAGAAGCGGAGGAUGAGCCAACGAAACAAGAGCCGGUGAAAGGGAAAUUGAAGGAAGAGAAAGAUAUCAAGAACGAAACUCCCGAAGAGGUCGAGGAGGAAAAGAAAGGGCCGCAAGUGAAGAAUGAGUACAAAAAUGGGUCACAAGACACCGUCAAAAGGAGAAGGAAAAAAGAAGUACUCUUCGUAGAAGUCAAAAGCGAGAAUGAUAGACUAAGCGAUACGCAAAGAUUGUGGAUACAUGUACUUCUAGGGGCGGGGAUCAGGGUUGAGCUUUGCAACGUGGUAGCGAGGGAGGUGAGGGUUAUUGAUGCUGAAUAG